Molecule: messenger RNA, 2012 nt
Organism: Vanessa tameamea
Lineage: Eukaryota; Metazoa; Arthropoda; Insecta; Lepidoptera; Nymphalidae
Gene: CPR12
Product: pupal cuticle protein 36-like
Exons: 3
Coding region: 53-1981 (642 amino acids)
Source: RefSeq, a predicted model, not a curated record
GCCAACAGAGCCACAUUCAGAGUUCAUCAUUUGCAACGAGAACAGCUCAAACAUGAAGCUGCUCAUAGUCCUGUCAGUUAUUGCGUGUGGAUAUGCCGACAAGUUGGAUAGGACAUAUCUUCCACCAAAAAGCGCUGCAACGGCUGGUGGUAGUCCAGGCGCAUUAACAGCACCGGGAUUCCAAUCAGGAACUGAUUUUGGACAAGGCCUCCCAUCGGGUUCAGGACGUCAACCUGGAGCUGCAGGAUUUGAUCAGUCUAGCUCCUCUGGAUUCGGUCAAGGACCCUCAGGAAGUCCACGGCCCUCAAGUGCAAAUGGAUUCGGUUUAUCGGACAGUGCUCAAAGCAAUAAUGGAUUUGGCCCUUCCAAAUUAGGUGGAACUUCACGUGGUAGCUCGUAUGAUUCAGCAUUUGAAUCUCGUGUCCCUUCCACUUCCACUUUUGCUUCAUCUCAAAUCGGAGCCAAUGACGCUGGUUUUGGUCAAUCAAAUGCUUUCAACCAAGGUCUUGGCUCAGGACCAUCAGGCCCAAAUGUGGCUCAAGUGUCUACACCGGAACGUGCACAAGCAUCAGCUGACAGAAAUGCUGAAAUCCUGAAAUACAUUAAUGAAAAUAAUGGUGAAUCUUAUAGAUACAGCUACGAAACAUCCAACGGGAUAUCUGCUGAAGAGUCUGGUGAAGCUACAAAUGGUGUUAGAGCACAAGGAGGAUAUUCUUAUACAGGUGACGAUGGGAAAUCGUAUUCUGUGACCUAUACUGCUGAUGAAAACGGAUAUCAACCACAGGGUGAACAUUUACCCACACCUCAUCCCAUCCCCGAGGAAAUAUUAAGGUCUAUUGAAGAAAACGCAAGAGCAGCAGCUGCUGGUACACAAGAAGGUGCGUACCGACCCGAAGAAUAUGAAUCUGAACCACAAUCACCACAACAAUAUAACACCGGUAGCACAUUUAAUCAAGGUCAGAAUUUUGGUUCCGCUCAAGGUUUCCAAUCAGCUCAAGGGCAAGCCGGAAGCCAACCACAAAUCAAUAAAUUCGCAACGAACCAAGGUGUUUCUGGGCGUCCAAGUGGUCCGUCAGGUCAGUAUGGUGAAGUGAAUCAAGGUUUAACCACAGGUGUAAGCCAAGCGAACCAAGGACAAGGACAAGAGGUCAACGGUUUUAAAUCCCAGAAUGGUUUUGGAUCGUCUGGACAAGGCUCAAUAAGUCAGUACCGUCCUCAAAUAAAUAAACCGACUAGCUACUCAGCUGGAUCAACUUCUACAGGAUCUGGAUCAAAUACCAACGCAGGUGCUUUCGGUUUCGGUAAUAAAGAUAAUCAAUUCGGUCAGGCUAAUACACCUUCGUCAGGAAAUCAAUUUAGCUCUGGUAGUACUUCCAACCAAGGUCAAGUUUAUCAACCUUCAUUGGGAUCUCAAGGGUCAUCAUUUGGAUCUCAACAAGGUUCUCAAUAUAAACCUGAAAACCAACCAAUCGGAUCUGCAGGUUCUUCUGGACAAGGUACACGUUACCAAUCUAACGAGAAUGUAUUUAAUGCUGGCCAAUCUUCCACUGGCCAAAACACUCAAUAUGGGCCAUCUGCUGGUUCAAAUACUGCCUCAGGUCAGAGCACCUCAUACAAUGGAAACCAAAACUCUCAAUCGUCAAGCCCAGUUGGACGUGGUCCUCAAUAUCAACAAAAUGGAAACCAGGCUGGAUCGAAUGUUGGUACAAGCCAGGGUACGCAGGCACAAUUCGCAUCAGCUAAUAAAUUUGCAUCUGGUGCUUCAGGCUCAGCUGGUUCAGCUGGCUCAGCAAUUCAGGCACCUUACCAGUAUAACCGACCUGGUCAGAGCUUCGAGACAAAACCACAAGGUCCUUUCAAUAACGCUGGGUCUAAGGGCACCAAUGGAAGAGCGAAUCAAGAUAAUCAGAGAGGUAUUGAUCAAUUUGGUGGACCUCGUCAACCCCCAAGUUUCAGUCCACAGGAAGGUUAUAAAUAUUAGAGUAAAGUGAUAGUAUAUUCUAGACAUACCC